This is a messenger RNA of Ixodes scapularis (black-legged tick), 2205 nucleotides long. It is a transcript of the gene Cda4, whose product is annotated as chitin deacetylase 1. Gene Ontology annotation, biological process: carbohydrate metabolic process. Gene Ontology annotation, cellular component: extracellular region. The record is from RefSeq and is a predicted model, not a curated record. NCBI's taxonomy places the organism in Eukaryota, Metazoa, Arthropoda, Arachnida, Ixodida, Ixodidae. The coding region runs from base 352 to 1917 and encodes 521 amino acids. The transcript has 4 exons. Gene Ontology annotation, molecular function: chitin binding; hydrolase activity, acting on carbon-nitrogen (but not peptide) bonds.
GGCAGCGCCCAUGCGGAGGAGGAUGAAAAGAGUCGCAAUAACCGGCGGGCGCAGAACACGAGGCAAAGGGAGAAAACAAGAGGUGAAAGGGGAGGCAGAGAGUGUGAGUAAAGAGAGAGAAAGAGAAGGACAGAGAUUGUGGCUUCGAGAAAGAGAGGGAAGAAGUUUCGGGAGAGCGCGAACAAAAAAACCGCUCUCCGCUUUCGGCGUAUAAACCGGGCCGCCUUUUCCUCGUGUCAGAGAGAAGAGCUCGACGCGUCCGUCGAAUCAGUCGAGAGAGUGUGUGUGCGGGGAGACGGCGACUUUUGUGUGAGAGACAUUUUUGCAAACAAAGAAGGCCUUCCGACUGUCAUGGUGUUCUCGUCAACGUCAGGGACGCUAAGACUCUCCGUCUUAGCGGUGUUCCUGGUCAUGUUGCUGGAUGAGCCUUCGACUGCCUCCGUGUUCGGUCGCAGCCGCGCCAAGCGGGCAUCGCUGGCGGACGACUACGAGUGCGUCUACCCGGACGGACUGUUUGCGGACCCCGAGACCUGCCGGAGGUUCUACAUCUGCUCGGCGGGCACCCCGUACAGCCAGACGUGUCCGCCGUCGCUCUACUUCGACGACGUCAAGAAGUUCUGCACCUUCAAGAACAAGGAACUCACCUGCGGACCCGUCGACACCACGACGACAGCGAAGCCGCCCCCGGACCUCGAGGCUGCACCCAAGUGCGACCCUACCGUGUGCGUGCUCCCGGAGUGCUGGUGCAGCCCGGACGGCACGCUGAUACCGGGAGGCCUGGAGCCCAAGGACAUCCCGCAGAUGAUCCUCAUGUCGUUCGAUGGAGCCAUGAACCAGAUGAACUACCCGCAGUACCGGUCCCUCCUCAACAAGGAACACCGCAAGAACCCCAACGGAUGUCCCAUCAAGGCCACCUUCUUCGUCAGUCACGAGUACACGAGCUACUUCUACGUCCAGAAGAUGUUCGCUGACGGCCACGAGAUGGCGUCCAACAGUGUCAGUCACAAGGGACCCGAGAGCUGGUGGGCAAAGGCCAAGUACGAGAACUGGACCGAGGAGAUGGUGGGCAUGCGAGAGAUCCUGAACCGCUUCGGCAACGUCUCCAAGGACACCAUCCUGGGCAUGCGCGCCCCGUACCUCAAGCCCGGCGGCAACGAGAUGCUCAACAUGAUCUACGACUUCGCCUUCGCCUACGACUCGUCCUUCGCCGCCCCACCGAGCAAAGUCCCGCUCUGGCCGUACACGCUUGACUAUCGCGUGCCCCACCACUGCGUCAACAAGGGCUGCGCCACCCACGCCUACCCUGGCGUCUGGGAGAUCCCGCUAAACACCAUGUACGGCGAAGACGGCACCGGAGGACAGUGCGUCCUCGCGGACCAGUGCGUGUUCCCUGCCGACGAUGAAGACACCGUUUUUGAGUUCCUUCUGGAGAACUUCCUCCGCCACUACCGCACGAAUCGGGCACCGCUGGGUCUCUAUUUCCACGUCAACUGGUUCACGGACAAGAUGAAGACCAAGGCGCUGCACCGUUUCGUCGAUCACGUGCUGAAGAACUACGACAAUGCCUGGUUCGUGACCAUGCAGCAGGCCCUGCUCUGGAUGAGGUCUCCCAAGCGCACCGCCGAACUUCGAGAGUUCGACGCCUGGGGAUGCGUCAAGAGGGAACCUUCCUGCAACAUCCCGACAACGUGCGCCCUGCAGUUCGGUGACACGGACAACUACGGAGAUCUGCGGUACAUGGAGACUUGCACGGCCUGCCCGGCCAGAUACCCGUGGAUCGGGAACUACGCCGGCUCCUACAAGGGCAAGAUGAUCAUGGACCAGGUCGCCGACGAAGAAGGACGGUCACCGCCGUCGUCGACGUCCGCUUCGUCGGAGAGCUUCGAGGACAGCCACAACUCCACCAGCGCCAUCUGAAUCGGACACGACGACGGGAACACGUAGGGGAAAUGCAGGAGGACAUUUUCUUUUUUUUCACGUAGCACGACCAGUUUUUCCAAGACCAUAAUCAUAAUUUAUCGUCUCUCGCGCCGCGCAUGUAAGAACUGUGUUCUGUUUCAUCUGCCAUGUUUUGACCCUCCUUUCAUUGUUCGCGUUGUUUGUUUGUUUACUUGUUUUUGCUUGUCGUUGUGUAAAGGCACAAAGACUCGUGGGGCGUCUUUUGCCCGAGGCAGGAUCAAUAAAAACGUUUUGCUGGCUUUUGUA